Prionailurus viverrinus (fishing cat) is the source of this 2060-nucleotide messenger RNA. It is a transcript of the gene MIA, whose product is annotated as MIA SH3 domain containing. Gene Ontology annotation, molecular function: protein binding. Lineage: Eukaryota; Metazoa; Chordata; Mammalia; Carnivora; Felidae. The record is from RefSeq and is a predicted model, not a curated record. Gene Ontology annotation, biological process: extracellular matrix organization. The transcript has 3 exons. Bases 1429 to 1866 code for a protein of 145 amino acids.
UGGACUCCUUAGCUGCUCCCUUGUGUCGUUGAUGUCCCCACUCUAAGGUUCAUUUUCUUCCUGUGUGAGGGGUGAAUUCCUUGUAGGUUAAUACUGUGGUAUUGUUGGUACUCGCCACUGCCCCCAACACGCACACCCACUGCCAGGCACUUAGUAAACACGAUAAAUUCAGCACGUGCUUGCCGAGUACCUGGCAUGUGCUAGAUACUGUUCUUGGGACAGGACAUGCAGUGGUGAGUGAAACAGAUGAGCUAACUGCAAACACUUUUGGUACAAACGACGGGGGUGGUGGGGCAGAAGGGCUGGGGAACAGUUCCUGGGUGAUCAAGGAAAGCCAGUCAUUUGAGAGGACAUUUGAGCACAGUGGUUUCUCCCACGGUUGUGGUGAUGGGUGUUGGGUGCAUAGAGAUGGUUUCAGUCCAAGCUUUGUGCCACGUGGAUUCUUCCCCAUCCCCAUGCCCAUAUGCGCCCAAUCUACUUCCCCCUCAUGGAAGUUUGGACUUGAGGCCAAAGGUGAGAAUGCCUGAGGACAGAGAUGGCCACUCAGGAGAAUGAUCUUGGCCCGUGGAUCUAUUUGAAGGGCAGUUUUAGAGGUUGAGACCUGAGAUCAAAUCUCCCACCGCUUUCUCUUGACAACUGACAACUCCACGCUGAGUAAGUGACGGGUAUGGGCCUGGACCCCAAUCUGGCCCCUCCGCUUGCUGGCCAGUUUCUUAAGGCUCCUCACUGCCAUUUCCACGUUGAGUGGGGUUAUAACAGCCCUCUUGAGGUGACGGAGAGUGUCCAUUUGAGUUAAUAAAAAUGUAUGUGGGUGAGUGCUCUUUAAAGGACUGCUAGCUUUCAUUGUCCCUAUUUUACAGAGGAGAAAAGCAAGGAGAAAUAACUGAGCCCAGGUCACCCAUUCGGGAAGUGGCUUGUGAGGAUAAAUAGUGGUUAUGGUAGAGCAUAGCCUAGCCUAAGUAAGGCCUGGCAUGUAAUACUUGGUCCUUCGGAGUGGGGGCUGUUCCUGGGAAUCAAAGGGCUGCCUUGUUCUGUCCUUUACAGGAAAUUCCAAGGUAGUUUUCCGUACCGGCUCCCUGUUUCUGUUCUCGGAGGGGCCCAGGUACCCAAGUGGACUCAAGAUGGAAUCGAAUAUCUCAACCUGCCUGUCCGGGCCUCUGGUUGUCGGGGGGGUGGCUGGCACCUGGAGUGGCCUGGGCUGCUUUGGGCCUAUUUGGGUAUUUCCUUGGGCGGGCAGCCCUCACCCUGUCCUUGAAAUGGUUCUGGCUGGGUAGCAGCCUCUAGGUGGUGUGGAUGAAAUUUGGGACUGGUUAAGGGCGGAGACGAGACCAAGAACACAAGUUUCCUUGUGCUGCUGGGGAGAGGGAGGGCAGGAGGAAACUGGAGACCCCAUUUCCACCCUGGCCACUCUCUUGCUCACAGUCCACAAUGGCUGGGUCGCCAGUGUUCCUCGGUGUCAUCAUUUUGCUGUCUGCCUUCUCAGGGCCUAGUGUCGGGGGUCGCGCCAUGCCCAAGCUGGCUGACCGCAAGCUGUGUGCUGAUGAGGAAUGCAGCUACCCCAUCUCCAUGGCUGUGGCCCUGCAAGACUACGUGGCCCCCGACUGCCGUUUCCUGACCAUACACAGGGGCCAAGUUGUGUACGUCUUCUCCAAGCUGAAGGGCCGAGGGCGGCUCUUCUGGGGAGGCAGCGUUCAGGGAGAUUACUAUGGAGAUUUAGCUGCUCGCCUGGGCUAUUUCCCCAGUAGUGUCGUACGUGAAGACCAGACCCUGAAACCUGGCAAAAUUGAUGUGAAGACAGAUGUGAGUCUCUUGGGGGCUGGCAGGGAUCUGGAGGGGGGACUCUUGGGUUGUGAUGAUGGGCAAUGAUCCUCCUACCCUUGGCUCCCCAACUGCCUAGCUGUGUGCCUCGGUUUUCUCAUCUGUAAAAUGCAGAGGGAUUUCUAAGUCUAUGUCAGGUUGAGCGGUGCAGAUUAGAGGGCUCUGGGCUAAUUUGCAUAGCAUGUGUUUGGCCAAACCUGGCCCCUGCUGCUACAGCUUUUGCUAAAACCGCUAGAUCCUUU